UUUUUUCAUCUUCAUCUUCUCCGAUAUAUCCAUUCGUUAGCUUUUGCUAUGGCGGGUGGACAUGUCAUCCCCGUGGGCGAGACGAAGAUCUACCCCGGAAGAUUGACAUCCUACGCUUUGUUCGCUUGCAUGGUGGCUUCCUUUGGCGGUCUCAUCUUCGGCUACGACAUUGGAAUAUCCGGUGGAGUGACAUCUAUGGACACGUUCUUGUCCAAGUUCUUUCCGAAGGUGCUAGAGAAAGAGAAACACGUCGUCGACAGCAACCAGUACUGUCAGUUCAAUAGCGUGCUGUUGUCGACCUUCACCUCCGUCCUUUACUUCGCCGCCUUCGUGUCCUCUUUCUUCGCAUCCUCAAUAACCAGACGCCUCGGCAGGAAGAUCACCAUGGUCGGCGGCGGUCUCAUCUUCCUCGUCGGAGCCAUCGUCAAUGGCGUCGCUGCCAACGUCCUCAUGCUGAUCGUCGGCCGCAUCUUCCUAGGCCUCGGCGUCGGAUUCUCCAGCCAGGCGGUGCCACUGUACCUGGCCGAGAUGGCUCCGAUGAAGAUCCGAGGCACUCUCAACAUCAGCUUCCAGAUGAUGAUCACCGUCGGAAUAUUCGUGGCGCAUCUGGUGAACUACGGCACCUCCAAUAUCAACGGCGAUCUGGGGUGGCGGCUCAGCCUGGGCCUCGCCGCCGUGCCCGCCAUCAUCGUCACCGUCGGUGCCUUCUUCCUCCCCAAUACGCCCAACUCAAUGAUCGAGCGCAACCAAACCGACAAGGCCAGGACCAUGCUCCGAGAAAUCCGCGGGACGGACGACAUCGACCUCGAGUACGAGGACCUCGUCGCCGCCAGCAAGCAAUCUCAGGCGAUCAAGGAUCCGUUCAAGACUUUGCUCGGGAGGAAGUACAGGCCUCAGCUGGUGAUGUCCAUCGUCAUCCCCAGCCUCCAGCAGCUCACCGGAAUCAACGUCGUCAUGUUCUAUGCGCCCGUCCUGUUCAAGACCAUCGGCUUCGGCACCCAGGCCUCGCUCAUGUCCGCGGUCAUCACCGGCUUCGUCAACCUCGUCUCCACCUUCAUUUCCGUCCUCACGGUCGACCGCUUCGGCCGCCGUAUUCUCUUCCUCGAGGGCGGUGUCCAGAUGACCAUCGCCCAAAUCAUCGUCGGAACACUCAUCGGCUGGAAGUUCGGCACCACCGGCACGGGCUAUAUCCCCAAGACCUACGCCAUCUUCAUCGUCAUCUUCAUCUGCAUCUUCGUCUCCGCCUUCGCAUGGUCGUGGGGCCCGCUCGGAUGGCUAGUGCCUAGCGAGAUCUACCCCUUGGAAGUCAGGUCGGCGGCACAGAGCAUCACCGUGUCUUGUAACAUGUUCUGGACGUACGUCAUCGCCCAGAUCUUCCCGCCAAUGCUCUGUUCCUUCAAGUUCGGCCUCUUCUACUUUUUCGCUGCAUGGGAGGUGAUCAUGACCGUCUUCGUAUACUGGCUCCUGCCUGAGACUAAGGGAAUUCCAAUCGAGGAGAUGCAAACCGUCUGGAAGAGCCACUGGUUCUGGGCCAAGUACGUGAACGACGACAAUGUCGAUUCAGGACACGUGGAGAUCUCCAACGUCUCGGUCUAGUAUUAGGGUUUGAUUUUUUUUUUUUUUCCUAUUUCAAGGUUUCUGUAAUAACUAGGGUUAUGGGUGUUGGUCUUUAUUGACUUUUUUCAAUAGUUUAA
Molecule: messenger RNA, 1694 nt
Organism: Zingiber officinale
Lineage: Eukaryota; Viridiplantae; Streptophyta; Magnoliopsida; Zingiberales; Zingiberaceae
Product: sugar transport protein MST7-like
Exons: 3
Coding region: 49-1596 (515 amino acids)
Biological process (GO): monosaccharide transmembrane transport
Cellular component (GO): membrane
Molecular function (GO): monosaccharide transmembrane transporter activity
Source: RefSeq, a predicted model, not a curated record